This is a messenger RNA of Sarcophilus harrisii (Tasmanian devil), 3019 nucleotides long. RefSeq names its product solute carrier family 25 member 12 (gene SLC25A12). Gene Ontology annotation, molecular function: L-glutamate transmembrane transporter activity; L-aspartate transmembrane transporter activity; calcium ion binding. The coding region runs from base 71 to 2104 and encodes 677 amino acids. The record is from RefSeq and is a predicted model, not a curated record. Lineage: Eukaryota; Metazoa; Chordata; Mammalia; Dasyuromorphia; Dasyuridae. The transcript is spliced from 18 exons. Gene Ontology annotation, biological process: aspartate transmembrane transport; malate-aspartate shuttle; L-glutamate transmembrane transport.
ACGCGCGCGCACCCUGACAGCUCUACUCGCUGGCUCGUUCACUCGCUCGCUCCCGGCUUCCGAGCACAGCAUGGCGGUCAAGGUGCAGACAACUAAGCGAGGUGAUCCUCAUGAGUUAAGAAACAUAUUCCUACAGUAUGCGAGUACUGAGGUUGAUGGAGAGCGUUACAUGACCCCAGAAGAUUUUGUCCAGCGUUAUCUUGGAUUAUAUACUGAUACACAUUAUAAUCCAUGGACUGUGCAGCUGUUGGCAGGAGUAGCUGAUCAAACCAAGGAUGGGUUGAUCUCCUAUCAAGAGUUUUUGGCAUUUGAAUCUGUUUUGUGUGCCCCAGAUGCUAUGUUCGUAGUAGCUUUCCAAUUGUUUGACAAGAGUGGAAGUGGAGAGGUGACAUUUGAAAAUGUCAAAGAAAUUUUUGGACAGACAAUUAUUCAUCAUCAUAUACCCUUUAACUGGGACUGUGAAUUUAUUCGCCUGCAUUUUGGUCAUAAUAGAAAGAAACAUCUUACUUACUCAGAAUUUACUCAGUUCCUCCAGGAGCUGCAGCUGGAACAUGCAAGGCAAGCCUUUGCCCUGAAAGAUAAAAGCAAAAGUGGAGUGAUCACUGGGCUAGAUUUCAGUGACAUUAUGGUUACUAUUCGGUCUCACAUGCUCACUCCUUUUGUGGAAGAAAACUUGGUUUCAGCAGCUGGUGGAAGUAUUGCCCACCAGGUUAGCUUCUCCUACUUCAAUGCAUUUAACUCUUUACUGAAUAACAUGGAACUUGUCCGUAAGAUAUACAGCACUCUAGCGGGCACAAGGAAAGAUGUUGAAGUCACAAAAGAGGAAUUUGCUCAAAGUGCGAUAAGAUAUGGACAAGUUACACCUUUGGAAAUUGAUAUUCUAUACCAACUUGCAGAUCUAUACAAUGCUACUGGGCGGUUGACUUUGGCAGAUAUUGAGAGAAUAGCACCCUUGGCCGAAGGUGCCUUACCUUACAACCUGGCAGAACUUCAGAGACAGCAAUCUCCUGGGUUAGGCAGGUCUGUCUGGCUCCAGAUCGCUGAGUCUGCUUAUAGAUUCACUUUGGGCUCAAUUGCUGGAGCUGUGGGAGCCACUGCAGUAUAUCCCAUAGACCUGGUAAAGACGCGUAUGCAAAAUCAGCGUGGCACUGGCUCUGUCGUGGGGGAGCUGAUGUAUAAAAACAGCUUUGACUGUUUUAAGAAAGUCUUACGUUAUGAAGGCUUCUUUGGACUCUAUAGAGGUCUGGUGCCACAACUUAUAGGGGUUGCUCCAGAAAAGGCCAUUAAACUGACUGUUAAUGAUUUUGUUCGAGACAAAUUCACCCGAAGAGAUGGCUCCAUUCCGCUAUUAGCAGAAAUCGUUGCUGGAGGUUGUGCCGGAGGCUCUCAGGUGAUCUUUACUAAUCCUCUGGAGAUUGUGAAGAUUCGAUUGCAGGUGGCUGGGGAGAUCACCACAGGUCCCAGAGUCAGUGCCCUGAAUGUUCUUCGGGAUCUAGGGAUCUUUGGACUAUACAAGGGUGCCAAAGCGUGUUUCCUCCGAGACAUUCCCUUCUCUGCCAUCUAUUUUCCUGUUUAUGCUCACUGCAAACUUCUCCUAGCUGAUGAAAAUGGACGGGUUGGAGGAUUAAAUCUCCUGGCAGCUGGAGCUAUGGCAGGUGUGCCUGCUGCUUCUUUGGUAACCCCUGCUGAUGUCAUCAAGACAAGGCUGCAAGUGGCAGCCCGCGCUGGUCAGACAACAUACAGUGGCGUUAUUGACUGUUUCAGAAAGAUACUGAGAGAAGAAGGCCCGUCGGCGUUCUGGAAAGGAACUGCAGCCCGAGUAUUCCGAUCUUCUCCCCAGUUUGGGGUUACAUUGGUCACCUAUGAACUUCUACAGAGAUGGUUCUAUGUUGAUUUUGGAGGCCUCAAGCCCUCGGGCUCAGAACCUACGCCCAAAUCCCGCAUCGCGGACCUUCCUCCUGCCAACCCUGAUCACAUCGGUGGAUACAGACUGGCCACAGCCACUUUUGCGGGCAUUGAAAACAAAUUUGGCCUCUAUCUCCCCAAAUUUAAAUCUCCUGUUGUUUCUGUAGUUCAGCCAAAGGUGGCAGUGGCACCACAGUGAUGAGACUCAGCAUGGCCAAAGGUGGUGAUGGAGAAAGGCAUAGGAGAGCAGCACUGUCAUUUGUCCAGUCAGCUGCAUGGUUCUAGCUGAACUGAGAAUUUAAACCAGUUCUUUCUAUAUGAUAUAUACAUAUAUUUGUUUAUAAAGUAAUCAUUUGCACAGAAAAACAACCACAAAAGAGUUUCAAGCUUAAGUCUUGUGUUGAAAUGGUUUUUUCUCCCCUUAACCUUGGCAUGAAUUAGCGCCCUAGACUCCGUGUGACACAGCUUGCAUUUAGUGACUGUACAUAUUGUACAUCUUUGUACAGAGAUAUCUUGGCAUCUUCACCCACCAAGUGACAUUUAUAGAAGGAAAAAGCAGUUGUGAGUGGCUGGAAAUGUACAGAAUGUUUUGAAAGUGUUUUAUGAAGAAUCAUGACAAUAAAAAUGUAUUAAAAUUAAAUUAAUUCUUUUAAUGGUGAUAAGGCAAUAAAGCAUCAAUAUACGGGGUACUGAAUUCAUGAUAAUGAGUUUUCCAUUCUGGAAUAAAACAAAGUAUUAAGGCAGAAGGAAAGCUGUCGGUGACAUGCCUGAAUAGCACUGGAAAAAAGAUGCAUGCUAGCGGUUGCUUGAGGACUAGCAUAAUGACUUCUGUGUGUCAGUUGUUUUUUUUUAAACCUGUGUUUAACAUGUCCCCUUUCUAUCAUGGCUUACAGUAUAAUCCUCUUCAGUCAGUAGGUUCCUUCUUGGAUAGCCCUUCUUGUGCCAGGUUUUUUUCUGGCAGCCUUGCCUUAUUCUGAUACAGCAGGGGUGAGGCUCCACCUCUUGGAGUAGUAAAGGCUGCCUUGGCAACGGGCUGGAAGCUUUGAAGCUGUACCUUAAUUUGCCUCCAAAUGGACAUGAUUCCAAUCAAAAAUAAACUGCGCACCAAAAUGUA